This is a messenger RNA of Magnolia sinica, 1080 nucleotides long. RefSeq names its product GATA transcription factor 15-like. The record is from RefSeq and is a predicted model, not a curated record. Gene Ontology annotation, molecular function: zinc ion binding; sequence-specific DNA binding. NCBI's taxonomy places the organism in Eukaryota, Viridiplantae, Streptophyta, Magnoliopsida, Magnoliales, Magnoliaceae. Gene Ontology annotation, biological process: regulation of DNA-templated transcription. Bases 58 to 612 code for a protein of 184 amino acids. The transcript is spliced from 2 exons.
AAACCCUACUGUCUCUCUCUCUCUCUUUUUGCAUUCAAAACUCUCCAUCAAGGAAUCAUGCUUUCUGCAGCAGAAAACAUCUCGCCGGACUGGGAUUCCGCUCAUCAUCUCCACCAUCAUUACUACCACCAUCAUCAUGGCCACAAUCAUCAUCACAUCCAUGACCGUGAUCACCACCCCAUCCAGGACAAUCCUCACCUGACUCUAGGCCUAGAUGGACAGAAUUCCAGAAAUGUUCAUGCCAAGACACAUGAUCAAGUGGCCAUGACAAGGAAGAAGAGGCCCACCACAGGAAAAUCUGAUGUGGGGUUCUCUGAUGAAAAUCAAAUCAUCUCAAAGGUCUGUGCAGAUUGCAGAACAUCCAAGACCCCCUUAUGGAGAAGUGGCCCAGCUGGCCCAAAGUCUCUGUGCAAUGCAUGUGGGAUUAGGUAUAGGAAGAGAAGGAGAAGAGCAUUGGAUUUUCUUGGGGAAGGAGGGAAUAUGGGAAUGAAAGAAAAGCAAAGGAAGGAGAAGGUUUUAUUCCUUUUACAAAGGAAAUUUGCAGGGGAAGAAGAAGCAGAAGCUGCUGUUCUUUUGAUGGCCUUGUCGUGUGGUCUUUUUCUCCAUACAUGAAUCUACCUUUCCUGCUUUUGUCUUAUAUCAGCCCAUGAAAGAGAACAGAGGAACUCUAUGGUCCUCCCUCCACCCGAGGAUAUGCACUCCAUACUCGGGAUUUCAGUUCAUGGCCUUAUUUAAGUGGGCCACAUGGUCAUGAUCAUCUAACAAUCUUAACCUUUCAAGUUGGUAAGUUAUCCUGUCCAUUUAUAAGGUCAUCCUUACCGUAGUCCAUCCAACGUGGGUGGUAUCUGAUCAACGGUCUGGAUUACUGAACUGUGGACCCCAGUAGGCUAAACUGAGAUCCUGAGUACACCGUGCAGGUCCUCGGGUCCGGGAUUAUAUGAUUCCUCUGAGCAAUAAGGCACUGACUUUUCUUUUCUUCUUCUUCUUUUUUUUUUUUUUUUUCGGUUACCAGAAAAUGUAAAUCUGAAAGAGGGCCUCUUCAGCCGCUUUAUUACAUAUGAAAUUUGGAUUUUGCAUCUC